ACCUGCAGCGGUUUUUGAGCAAUUGAAGUAACUCAUGGCAGGAUUUAGUCAACGGUUUUGUGUUUUUCAGUGAAGUCGGGGGGACUUUUACGGUAAUACACUCUCGUGUUGGAUAGCAUAAAAAAGAAGGACAAGCAAAAAACUACGAAGCUAACAUAAACUGAAAAGGACGAAAUGAAGUUUGUGAGCCACCAGCAGGUCAGCCAGCUGUUCCACAACAAAUUCAUUGUGGUUUUGGGAGACUCUAUUCAGAGGUCUGUCUACAAAGACCUUGUCCUGCUUUUACAGAAGGAUAAAUACCUCAACUUGGUACAACUUAAACGAAGGGGUGAAAUGAGCUUUGAACAGGACUGCCUGGUGGAAGGAGGUUGCCUGAGCCAAAUGCACAACGGGACGGGAUACCGGGAGGUCCGGCAGUACCAGUCUGCCCACCACCUAGUCCGCUUCUACUUUGUCACGCGCAUCUACUCGGACUACAUGAAGAGCAUCAUGGAGGACUUCCGCCAGGGGUUGAAACCAGAUUUGGUCAUAGUCAACUCUUGUGUUUGGGACAUUUCAAGGUACACUUUAGAAUGGGUGGACAAGUACAAAGACAACCUCAAGAGGUUCUUUGAAGAACUGCUUGGGAUCCUCCCAGAAGAAAGCUUGGUCAUAUGGAACCUCGCCAUGCCCCUUGGAGAGCGCAUCAAAGGGGGGUUUGUGGUCCCUGAGCAGAUUUCGCACAAAGCUCCCCAUCUACGUCAUGACGUGAUCGAAGCCAACUUCUACAGCGGAGUCCUGGCUUCCGCCUCUAAGGUGGACGUGCUGGACCUCCACUUCCACUUCCGCUUCGCCCUGCAGCAUCGCACCAACGACGGUGUCCACUGGAAUGCCCUGGGCCACCGCCGAAUAAGCACCCUGGUGUCGCUGCACGCCGCAGACGCCUGGGGCGUGGAGCUGCCACUUCCUUCUCUCGAGGACUUUCCUGUUGCUCAUCAGCUGCCGGGCCGGGAAGGUUUUCCCGAACACGUUGAGUGGCCUCCAACAACCAACUGGUGUCCUCAUCCUCCCUUCAGCGACUUUCCAAACUUUGAAGCUAACCCACCGCCGCUGCCGUACUGGCACGGGGCCGCUGCUUUCCAUGCGCCUUUCCCUAAUCCUGGCCCACUUCCAAACGCCCGUGCGCUACAUGGGUUAACCCCAGGUUACGACUGGCCCCGCCCGUACGCGAUGCGGACGAGGCACGCCAGACGCCAGUACGCGCCAUACGCUCGUCACAUGCCCCAUCUCUAUUAAUGACUCACCUUGCUCGGAGUAGCUGGAGCAGAAGUUGCGGUUACCUCGGUCAACGUCCCACCAAGCUGAGGAGUGAUAGGAGCACCCAGCGCACCCUGGUGGGGGGAUAGGCCCACUUCACUGACAUCGCCAGACGACAGA
Phyllopteryx taeniolatus (common seadragon) is the source of this 1416-nucleotide messenger RNA. It is a transcript of the gene fam113, whose product is annotated as family with sequence similarity 113. Bases 175 to 1275 code for a protein of 366 amino acids. The transcript has 10 exons. Lineage: Eukaryota; Metazoa; Chordata; Actinopteri; Syngnathiformes; Syngnathidae. The record is from RefSeq and is a predicted model, not a curated record.